CUGGAAAGUGAAGAACUUAAAAGAUGGCGGACGAAGAGGAGAGGUAUCCUCUUCAUGAGUGUGUUUUUAGUGGAGAUGUUAGAAAACUAUCGGCGUUGAUCAGAAUCCACGAUGUUUCCAGAAGAGAUAAGCAUGGAAACACUGCACUUCACUUGGCAGUUAUGCUUGGCCGUAAAGAGUGUGUUCAUCUACUGCUGGCCCACGGAGCUCCAGUUAAAGUUAAGAACAAUGCAGGUUGGAGUCCCUUGGCUGAAGCUAUCAGUUAUGGUGAUCGGCAGACAAUUUCUUCUCUUGUACGAAAGCUAAAACAACAAGCAAGAGAGCAGAUGGAGGAAAGAAGACCCAAUUUAGUUGCAGCUCUUCAUCAAAUGGGAGAUUUUUAUAUGGAGUUAAAGUGGGACUUUCAGAGUUGGGUUCCGCUAGUAUCCCGAAUCUUACCAUCAGAUAUAUGCCGAAUCCAUAAAAGAGGGUCUUCAAUCCGUCUUGAUACAACAUUAGUAGACUUCAACGACAUGAGGUGGGAAAGAGGAGACAUCACCUUCCUCCUCAACGGAGAAGUGAAGCCAAGCCAAUCGCUUGCUGUUCUUGACAAUAAAGCUUGCCUCUUUCAAAGGGUCAGAUAUGAAGAGACUGAAAUGGAAAUUGAAGAUGAAGUUGACAUCCUUAUGAGCAGUGACAUACUGGCCGCACAAAUGUCUACAAAAUCCAUCACCUUCACAAGAGCACAGACAGGCUGGAUAUUCAGGGAAGACAGAAAGGAGUUGGUUGGUCCUUUCCAAUCCGAGUUUUAUAUUAUAAAUGGUAUGCUGUUGGAAUCACGGAAAAGAAGAGAACACUUAUCUGAAGAAGACUUGCAGAAGAACAAAGCUAUUAUGGAAAGUCUAACGAAGGGUAACACUCACGGGUUGGAUACUAAUGGAGAACCUGUGCGGAGGUUAUCGUUGACACCUCCCCCCCAGAGCCACAUCACAUGGGACGAGUACAUAUCAGCUCCCAUCGGUGAUCCUCCAACAUUGGGACGAGAAAUGGUACAUAAAGAAAGUAGCAAGGCUUUCAAAGCUACUGUUGCCAUGAGUCCUGACUUUCCUCUGUCUGUGGAUAUGUUACUUAACGUACUCGAGGUGAUUACACCUUUCAAACACUUCAACAAGCUCAGAGAGUUUGUACAGAUGAAGUUGCCACCUGGUUUCCCUGUCAAGAUCGACAUACCUAUACUUCCCACCGUGACUGCCAAGAUUACAUUCCAAGAGUUUGCCUUUCGAAAUGACAUCAGGCCAGAACUGUUUGAAAUUCCUAGCCACUAUGUAGAAGAUCCUACAAGAUUCUUCUUCAUCGAUGGUUGAACAGAUCUCGUGGAUUGGCGGUUGGAUGUCGGUAAUGUCGAGAUUCCCCGACUUAUGACGCCCAGAACGGGUGACUUUACUGGAAUGGUCGAUGCGGCCUCAUCUCGCUCUCGAGUUCCCCAUCGGUAGUGCGUAUUGCGUCAUCAACAUAGGCUCGGAACCUCAGACCAUGUAACAGUCCACCCUCCAGUCCUUAUGUUUUAAUGUUUUGUAUUAUAUUGUACAUUUACAUAUUGAAUAUGUUUGUUAUUGUUAUUUAACUUUUAGUAUUUAUUUUACAGUUGUAAAAUAAUUGAUCAUGAUUUUAGUUCUACAUUUUAGUUGUUAUACUGAAAAUACAACAGUGUUAUUUAUUAUUUAUACAAUUUUUAUAAUUAUAAGUUCCUGUUUUAUUAAUAUUAUUUAUUUUAGUUUAGCAAAUGUGCUUUUUGGGUUUUUAGAGCAAAAUUAAGAGUAUUUGGUCGCCAAUAACUUGAAAUUAAGAUUGCUUAAUACUAUUUAGUUAAAAUCCUUUAUUGCAUAACUUGACUGACACAUUUGUUGAUAACAAUUGCAUACUUGAAAGGGGAUUUUACAAAUGAUAUUAAAAUGUAAUGUACAAUGCUAAUCUUAAAAUAAAUUAGUAUUUUAGCGAUACACAAAUAAUGUUUGAUUUGUAGCUUCCUUUAUUUCAAAGAAACCUCCGUCUGUUCAUUGAAUGUUAAAAAAAAAUAAAUAAUGAGCUAUAAUAUGAUCUGUGAAAUAUAAACAUUAACAAUCAGAACUGUGACCGAUAUCAAGAGUUCUGCAGACUAAUGAAAAAAUAAUUAUAUGUAUUGUAAGAUAAACUUAAUUUUAUUUUUAUUAAUUAUUUUAAUUAUUUCUUUAUGAUCAAAAUAUUGUAGAUGUAGAUAUAAAGUGUUUGUUGUUAUUGUUAAUUAUAGUUCAAUAUCAUUGAUAUAACUUGAAAUUGUCUAUCAUCGCCAAACAGAUCAUGAUUAUUUAUAGGGUUCAUUCUUGUUUUAAGUAAUAACAGUAAUAUUUAAAUUAGUGUACCUCAAUCUAUGCAUCUUUUUAUCCCCACAAGUUAAAAAUCAUCUACUGGCUGCUGGAAUCAAUACUCAUUACCUCUGUACUCAUUGUCAUCAUUUCUUAUGAUAUACUUAACCAUUAAAUAUAUUUUAAGUGGAAUUGCAGUAGCCUCUCAUUGAGCAAAUAUUUUUUAUAAUCACAGUAAUGCCAACUGUUCUGGAAGUCUGAUUUCAGUAGACGUUUGGAAUUGUUUUCUAUACCCCUCUACCUCAGAAAUAGAUAAAAGGGCCUUUUUUCAACCUCCGAUCUCAGGCCACGAUGGCCAGACACGUAGCAGGUCAGUGGUGUGUGCAGUAGUCGAUUGCUCAUCUUCCCCGUUACAACUUUUGUCAUUGUCAAGUUCAAGUAGCUAGUUUGUGUUGAGUUGCAGUCUUCUAAACAAAGCCGCCUGUAUUGUUUCUCCUGCCAAAUGUGAAUUUAGGAAUGUUGCUCAUUUCCUGCAGAAGGGAAUAGUGCAGCAGAAAUCCAUUGGAGAAUUUUCCGUGUUUACUGAAAAAAACAUCAUGAGUGGUGGUGAAUCACAUCAAAAGUUUUAAGAUGGCCUAAUGUCAAAUUCAAGGAAUGUCAAAGCUGAUGUCAUUCGGCAAUUUUUGUGGGUGUCAGACAUCUUUGGCACCCAGCGAGCACAAAUCUUUUUGUAGCCUAAAUGUUCUAUAACAAAAGAUUAAAAAGAAGAUCCUGACAUUUCUGAAAAUUCCAAAGACAAAGCACUUUUUGUGAAUAUACUGUUUCUCCAAGCUUUUUGUUAAUUUGUUCAACAAAGUAGCAAUAGACUUUCCUCUAUGUCCUCCUUCAUUGUGCACGUUAGUUCGGCGAUCUUUAAACUUUCUACAUCAUUUACGGACCAACACCAUCACUCAUAAUAUUUUGUCUGUAAACACUAAGAAACAAAUAACACUCCUCAAUUCACAUUUGGUGGGAGAAUCAAUGGAGGCAGCCAUGUUUAUGUGGCCACAGCUCAGCGCAAACUAGCUACUUGAACACAGCAGUGACAAAUGUUAUAGCAGGGAAGAUGCACAGUUGACUACUGUGCACACCACGGACCUGCUAUGUGUCUGGCUAUCAUGGCUUGAGAUUGGAGGUUGAAAAAAAUGGCCCUUAUAGACAUAAAAGACAAUAUAAGUCACUUUAAAGCUCUUACUGAAAAGGAAAAUGUUUAUAGUUAAAAUUCAAUAAAAUGUGAAAAGGAUGUACAACACUAACAGGGUUAUUGCAGUUACAUAUCUUGUCGAAGAUGAAUUCCAAAUACAUGUAUUAUAGUUAAAUUAUUUAAAAAGAGAUGCUCGUUUUUGCAGUUAUUAAUAUUGUAACAUAAAAAUAUUUUUUUGUUAUAAUGACAUUGUCUAGUAGCAUUUAAUAAUAAUUUUAACAAUGAAACCAGUUUGGAAGGAAAAUUGUAUUAUUCAAACCAACAUAAAUGUAAAACGUUAAAUGGCCUACAUUAAAAAUAUAAUUAAAAUAGAAGGGGGUUAUAACUUGUGUUGAAUUAAUUGUGUUCUUUCAUUGUAUAAAUUACAAAGUGAUAAAUGCUACUUUUAAAUUUAUUUAUUUUCCCCUACACCACCUUUCCCCUCACAUAUUUUUUAAAAAGAUUUAACAAUUUAGCAAUCUUCAAGAAAUGUAAUGAAAAUCUCUUAAAAGCUUCUGGUUUACUUUUUUCAUUUGAAAGUUUAUAUGAGCGAUUAUUACUUUAUUUUCACUCUUUAUCUACAAAUACCUCAUUAUAUCAUAUCUUCACUAUUGCUUUAGAUCUUAAUUAAUUAAUGGCACUAAAGCUUAUUUGUGAAUAGGUGUUAACAGCAGCUAAGGACAUGCAGUGAGCGUUAAUAUAAUUUAAAAAUUUAUUUUCGGUUAGAAAUAUUAGCUAUGGCAUUCUGGUAAUUUGCUAUGGCAGAGCAGAUUAUUGGUCAUAUUCUAGCCAGUGCAAUGGAAUUACAUGUGGGAAUUUCUAAGACAUCUGUCCCUCAGUAUUAUUGUGACAGUUGACCACUAGUAUAAGUGCAAUAACAUCACGCUACUACAGCACUUUGUAUUGAGUAAUCCUUACUUUAGUGUGGUUUCAAUUUUUAAAGUACACGUUUUUAUGCACUUUGCUUUUGUACUGUAUUUAGAUUAUUUAUAUUGUCGUACACUUUUUGCUUUGACAGAUAAAUGACACUAAUCAUACACGAAACUGAAUAAUAUUUCAGACCUAAUAGUUUUAUAAAAUUGGUUGCUGCUGGUCUAUUUUCCUAUUUAUACAUGUUGCUUGAAUCCCCAUAACAUUUUAAAACCUUUAUUAAAUUUCUGCUUUGAAUAUAUAUAUAUAUAUAUAUAUAUAUAUAUAUAUAUAUAUAUAUAUAUAUAUAUAUAUAUCGAUGUAUAAUAUCAUAUAACAAGAUUAAUGAAAUACUUUUUUCGGACUUUGCAGUCAUUGCGCAUGCAGUACACUUACAUCUUCACAUCUACAUCUACACCAAAAACACUUCUGCAAAAUGCAAAAUUCAUUCAGCAGUGAAUGUAUUAAAACCCCAGGGUAUCCUCUUGUACAAUACAAGUAAAAAUUAUAUCUUGUUAGUAGUGAAAACAAAAAAUGACAUCAAAUGCUCUUACAUAGCUCUCUGUUUUUCUAUGUUUUUUAUGAUCAAAUACUUGAACUAAUUACAUUUCAAGAAGUGCUCACUAUACAUCAGUCCAAUAUUUAUGAUAAGAGUGUUGUUUACCUAAUAAUAGCUGCUUAAAUUAGGAAAAGUGAGCUAGUACUGUUCAAUUGUAGCACAUAAUGUAGUUGUAGUCUUUCUAUUAUGCUUAAAUACAUCACUCAGUUUAUAUUAGACUUUAAAGUUGUUUCUUUUAAUAAUAAAAUAAAUUCAGUGUUCCUCAACUUGUUAUUGUUUUGUGUACCAGUUGAAGUAAUCUUCAGUUUUAUAUAUAUAUAUUUCAAUGUUUCAGAGACUUAACAUGAUUAAUAUUGGACGUUUGUAGAAAUUCAUUGUUAUUUUUUAACUACAAGAUGAACAUAUCUUGUCAUUUGUCAUGUUCGUUAAUGUGUUGUGAUUUCAUUGUAAAAACUGUAUGUAUUUUACUAUUGUAAUUGUUUUACAACUCUGAUACUUUUUUACGGUAAUAUUUUUUUAGAAUAAGGUUCUAAUUUUAGGUCCUAUCUUUUAAGUGCAUUUGCAAUUCAAUAACUAGCCAUAGUAAAGGUAGCGAUUUUAAAACGAUAAAAGUUGAAUUUUAAGGUUUUAUUUCAUUUUUAAGCGUUUAAGAACUAGCACUAAGAAGAAUUUGUAUUAUAUACAAUUUGUAACUCAGUAAAAUAAAAUUCAAAUAGAUCCCCAAUAAACAUCUCUAGUAUUCCAAUAAUGUUUAUCAAAAGAGAUGCAUAUAUUAAACAAUACUCUGUGUUACAAGUGUGAAAAUGUUUCUUAAUCAGUACAAACAUUGUCAUACCACAUGUCUUAACAAAAAUAUAUCUGCCUCAUUACCAAAACAGUAGCGUUUCACAACCCAUACUGAAAGGGUUUAUAUCUAUAACAUUGUUUGUAAUUGCCAAAUUGAAGAUUAACUCAUUGGCUUAGUGUAACAACUAUUACUCGUGCAGACCUCACCUGGAAACAGGAUUUGCGAUGUACUAUUAAUAGCAGUUUUAAUUAAUUUAUUCCACAUUGUGUGACAAUACAAUUUUUGCAGAUUUUUCAGUAAAUUGAUUUCCAUUGUAGUAGGCCUAAAAUUGUAGCCUGCUAUGAUAUUACUGCAUGUUUCUAAUGCCAGUUUUACAAAUACUAUUUUAUUAUUUAUGUACAGCUGUUAUCAUUAUUUUGUUCUGUUAUGAGGCUUGAGGUUAGCAUGUAAAAAAAUUAUCUUAUUACACUAUGAAACAUUAGUAUAAAUUCUUUAUACUUCUUAUUAUAAAUCAUUAUACUGAGUAUAAAAUGUCUUUGUAUCUUUACUUUGUUUUUAUAUUUUAAUAUUGUUUUAAAGAUAAAUUUUUAUAAUUGUGUCUUUGUUUCUACUAAAAUUGUGUAUGAAUGUUACAAAAUCUGUGUUCAGUGGAAAGUGAAUAAAAGAACUACACAUGAUGUGUCCUACUCAAAAUUGUUAUAUUUUUCAAAUAUUAAAAUAAAAAUUUAUAGCAAUUUAAUUUUGAUUAAUACUGUUACAAAAUGAGAAUAUAUAAACAAACUAAAGGUGAAAAAUGAUUUGGUAUUAAAAAUGUAAGGAAACUAAACAAGAAUUGAUAAUUAUCAUACAUAUUUUAUGAACAUGAAGACAACAUUAACAUGUUUAGUGCAGCAGACUCCUUAUGGCACAGAAUCAGAAUGAGAGUAGUCAAUAUUGUAUAAUGUUCAUUUUUGUUCUGUAAGGGAAGGGAAGUUUAAAGCUUGUAACAAAGUAAUACAAAGUUCUCUGUAUUAUAUACGUAAAUGUGAUCUCUCCAAUUGUAUCAAAAAGAAUGAGUGGCCAACAAUUGUUUCACAAGCCAGUGUAGAGAUCCACUCACGUUACCUUAAUGUUGAGUGUUAUCCAGAGUAAAUAACUUAUUUUCUAAACUUUUACAUAAAUGUAAUACAGAUUAUUUACCCCAAAAUAUUGUAAAAAGUAUUGUUUAUUAAGUGCAAGUACAGAUUAUUUAGUCUUUGGUUACAAAGACAAGUGAACAAUGGCAUUCCAUAGACUUGCGUAGCUAUUGAAAAAUUAACUGUUUUGACUUGUUUAAACUUGUUUUAUAAUGAUAUGUCUAUUCUAUUGGGUUAUGAGAUAAUUGAGUAAAAUUUAUAUAAUUCACAAAUAAAAAUUUAAUUUUUCUUUAAACUACAUGAAGGUCAAUAAUUAGUGUAAACUUUUGUUAAGUAAAUAGAAAUUAUUUUUGAAUUAUGAUAUAUCAAAGCUUGUUUUUUAAUGUUGAAGACAUGAUACAGAUAAUCUUUUAGAUUUUUUCAGGGGAUCAAAUCACAAAAAAAUCAUACUAAUUUCAAUACUCAGUAAAGUAGACUUUUAAUAAAUUUCAGUUCUUCAGUGAUAAUGUUGGUCAAAUGUAACUUCAGAAAGUGAUUUAAGUUUUUAAAAAUGCCAUAAGCAUUUAAAGAAUUUUGAACAAUUACAAUUUCUUAGUAUGACCUUGUAAUUUUUAUUCACAGUAAAAUUUUAAUUUAAGCUAGAUAAGUGGCACAAAUAUUUUUACUUAACAACGAUAAUAAUAAUUUAACACAAUAAUUAAUACAGUUUUAUUGAUUAAGUUGAAAAGUAAAUAUGAUUCAAUUUAAGUUCAAAUUUCCUAUUAAUUUUAUGUAGUUUCAAUUUAUAAUUUAAUCUAUGAAUAAGGAAAUUUCUGUUUCUAUGUAUUGGCCAUUGUAAAUAAAAUUGAAAUCUUAAACUCCAUAUCAACAUAAUGUACAGAUAAUUAAAACCAUUUUGUAACAAAUGCUGAGUAUUUUUGUAUUGUGCAAGUGAGACCACUGUUUUGUUUCUUGUGUGUUUUCUAAGCAGGGUAUUUAUGACAAAGCUGUAUUUAUUAUAGUUUUGUAUAAUCUUCAAUACAAGAUGAACCAAAGUUUAUACUGUGAGUUUGUAGGUGAAUAAAAAGAGGGUAUGUUACCA
Messenger RNA from Homalodisca vitripennis (glassy-winged sharpshooter), 7994 nucleotides. RefSeq names its product ankyrin repeat domain-containing protein 13C. Gene Ontology annotation, molecular function: protein binding. Gene Ontology annotation, cellular component: cytoplasm. The coding region runs from base 24 to 1343 and encodes 439 amino acids. Lineage: Eukaryota; Metazoa; Arthropoda; Insecta; Hemiptera; Cicadellidae. The transcript is spliced from 12 exons. The record is from RefSeq and is a predicted model, not a curated record.